GGUGAUUUCCCAACGCCGAGUGAAGCAUAGUAUCCGUAUAAAAAAUAUACACUGUAUCUCCAUACACAGCUGUGCAUAACGGUGCCUCUUGCUUUACUUGGCAAACCCUUAGAAAUAGAACUUUCUUCUGGGAUGAGCAUGUACUGAUCUGUGACGACCCUUUUAAGAUAGUCCUGAACAAAGAUGGAUACAAUUGAGCAGCUGCUGCAAAGAGGACAGCAGGCGCAAGGAGGAGGCGUAUCACAGGCGUUGCUCAGUGCUCCUGAAGCGGAGAGGAUUAUAUGCCAGCUUGCUCCGUUGGACAUCGCCGAGGUUGGAAGUGCCAAAUGGCACACGCAGCACGAAUGGAUGGACCGACUGAACCUUCAGGCCCACUACAACGCCCAGACCCACUCCGACGAGUUCGUGGUGGAGCUGCUGGUGUCGUGCGACAAGCUGCCGGUGCUGCUGCACGACCUGCUGGUCACCGAGGCCUGGCAGACGCACCUGUACCCGCACCUGGCCGCCCACCUGGCGGAGCGGGUGGACAGCGUCACCGCCUACCUGCUGACCUACCACCAGGUCACGGUGGCCAACCUGCUGCAGGUGUGUUUGUUCCACUCCCACGCCACCGAGUCUCUGUCCGAGGACUGGGCGCUGGAGCUUGCGGACUGGUGCAGCCGCAAGCUGACACGGCUGAAUGCGGAGGGGGCGGCGCUGGCGGAGCACAAGGAGCGCAGUGCCGAGGCCCUGAUGCGCAUGAGCCGGCUGGAGGAGCAGGAGGAGCAGCGGCGGGAGGUGGAGUUCUCGGUGCUCAUGUGCAGCCUAAACAUACUGCGCUACCUCACCGACUCGCUGCCCCGCCUGCCGCUGGGCGCCCUCACCCGCCUGGUGUCCACCAACGACACCCUCAUGGGGCUGCUGCCGCUGCUGGACCGCCCGCCCUGGCAGCGACACAGGAUGGCACCGGUGCCAAGCGGGCCCCCGCCUGAGGCCGCUGCAGGCAGCAGCAGCAGCAGCAGUGGUGGUAAGGGUGGCAAGGGGGGUGGCGGCCAGGCGCCCCGCAUGCGGCCGGUGCUUGAGAGGUGGAACGGCACCCGCUGGGCGGCGGUGGCGCCGUCUGAUCGGCUGCGGCUGUGUCAGAGUGAGGGGCAGGUGUGGCUGGCGGUGACGAAUCUGCUGGUGGAGCCGAGGUGCAGGGCGAGGUACACCCUGGACGAGUACCGGCGGGAGCGCAUCCUGGGGCUGAAGCGCCACCUGAAUGAGAUCAUGUUUGACCAGCUCCCGGUUCUCAAGGACCUGCAGCGGGUGCUGGAUGAGCUGGCGCUGGGGGUGCUGCCAGACCAGUCCUCCUCCGGCCGCCUGGGCUCCUCGCUCAUCCUGGAGGCGGUGCCGGUGCUGCGGGAGGCGCUGCUGCGGGGACGCGACUGGCGGGCGCUGGCGGAAGCGGCGCGGAGGGAGCAGUUCGGGCAGGGGGCGGGGGGCAGGGCGGCGAGGGAGAGGCUGGAGGCCAUGGUCAAGCACCUGGACUUCCUGUGUGAGCUGGAGCCGGAGCCCCCCGCCGCAGCGGAGGGGGCGGGCAGUGGGGCCGGGUCGGGACCCGCGGGUCUGUCGGAGCCGCACCCCCCGGUCAAGGUCAGCACCUGGCGCAAGGUCCACGACAGCGGGGUGUACGAGUCCUGGUACGACUUCUCCAUGCAAGUGGACGACUCGCGACCCCCGGAGCAGGUGGAGGUGGCAGCAGCGGCAGGGGGAGGGAGCAGCAGCAACAACAACAAGGGCAGCAGCAGUGCUGCUGCCGUACAGGGGCUGCGGUACCGGCUGCGACCCAUGGACGUGGAGAGCACCCGGCCGCUGCCGGCGAAUGGCAAGGCUGUGGUGCGCUGGGGCGCCUCCCUGCAGGCGGAGGCGCUGCUGCAGCUGCCGGAGCUGCCCACACGCGACAGCGGCGAGGGGGCGGCGGUGCUGUGGGUGACGGUGGGGCUUCUGGCGGUGGACGGAGUGGUGCUGCAGAUAAAGCUCAAGAAGGCGCCAAAGCCCAAGGAGCGCGACCGCGUGGCGGGUGUGUGGUACGCCUACCACCCCGUGGCGGGGGCGCUAACCGUGCUGCGUGGGGAGCAGCAGGGGGCGGCAGCACAGCAGCCUGCUACCACCUCCUCCUCCUCCUCUUCCAAUGGGUCUGCCGCAGCCGCGGGCAAGAAGCCCACCUGGGGGGGCAGGCUGGAGCCCACCCAGCAGCAGGGGCAGGGGCAGCAGGGGCGCGAGCCGCAGCUGCUGCAUGUGAUCCAGUCGCUGCAGCAGAGGGAGCGGCAGAUGGAGGAGGAGCAGCAGCAGCAGCAGAAACGACUUCAACAACAGCAGCAACAGCAGUACCAGCAGCAGCAGAGGUUACAGGAGCAGCAGCAGCAGCACUCGGAGAAGGCGGCGGAUGAGGGGAAGGUGGGUGUCAGUAAACCGGCGCCGAUUGGCGGAGCCGCUAGCAGAACGGUAGUGGAGGUUGCGGUGGAACCGUCAACUGCAUCACCGGCACAAGAGGCAGCGGUAGCGGAGCCGGCAGUGACGGCAGAGGCGGGUACAGGUAGCAAGCGAGGGGCUGUUGCGGCGGCGGCUCCAAGUACGAGCGGCGGCGGCGCUGGGGAUGAUGAUGUACGGCAAGCGACGGUAUCAAAUGCAGGGCCGCCGGAGUCAACAGCCCAGACGACCAGCAGCACGGCCACCACGGAUGCCGGUGCCCGUGGCAGUGUCUCCAGUGUUCCAGUGUUACCGGUGGAGGUUCGAGAGGGCAACGGAUGUACGGCAGAGGCAGCAGCGGUGGCAGCGACGGCAGAGGCUCCAUCAUUGACGUCGUCGUUGCCGCCACAACAAGCGGGAGCUACGGUGGCGGAGGAGGAGAAGGGCGUUACUGCUGCGACGCCUCCUCAGGCUGUUGCAGCGCGAGCACAGCCGGGGUGCGUGUCAUCGCCUGCAGCAGCGGUGGUGGCAGCGGCAGCGGGUGAAGCGCCUGAGGAGGAGAAGGCAGAAGUGGGCGUGGAGGAGGAAGAGUAUGACGGCCCUGGCCUGGACGACCCAGAGUGACCCAUGGGUCGUUCACUUGCGCAGUGAUGAAGGAUUGUGGAACUCGCAGCGUUGGGGAGCACCUUCGGCUAGACUUGUGAUCUGGGUUUGUCGCUGCUGCUAUUGGGUCACCCAAAAUCGCAAGAAACAUGGCGUAAAUCGGUAUUGUACUGGUGAACUCACGUAACGUGCGAGCCGGCAAAAAGCGCUGGCAUUACCAGCGUGCUGCUGCGGCAAGCUAGGAUGGCGAGCGCACUUUGUGCUGGACAGUGAUGUGGCAGAGCGGGUGGCAGAUCCUCUUCCUUACAGGAUUUGUCAGGAUUCGUGCUUUGCUUGGCGUGCAUUUGUAAUACCCUGCAAAUGUACAGAAAUCGUCCAGAAUUUCCGUACCCCAGAGCAUUUGGCGGCAACUAUCGCAGCAUCUCUGGGUCAAUGUCCCUGACGUCGGUGUGAUGUUUGGCUGCAAACCCAAUUCCUAAGUGUAAUGAGUCUGCUUAC
Molecule: messenger RNA, 3531 nt
Organism: Astrephomene gubernaculifera
Lineage: Eukaryota; Viridiplantae; Chlorophyta; Chlorophyceae; Chlamydomonadales; Astrephomenaceae
Source: the annotation of a GenBank genome assembly